AUAACAAGCCAGCGGGUCUGAGUCGCUGUUACCAGCUCUGUCAGCCGACGGUUACCAAGCCGAAAACAUCAGCUGCAGUUUCACAGAAGAAUUCCGGUUCAACAGCGACGAAGAAAAACCCCUCUUUUCUGUCGGCGUUGCUUGUUUAUCUUCACGGAGUCGUCGGGCUGGAGUUUGUCUGAGGUCUCUCCCGCUGUCCGUGGAUUAACACAGGACUCGGCUCCGAAGCGCCGUGAUAUCAGUUUAAGAGUGAAAAUGUGGAUUAUGCGCCUGCAUCACGUGUGAAUAUUUGUGUUUUUUUUUUUCCCCCCACCUUCGGAGAUUGCUUGUUUCCCGGUUUGUGGGUAACAUAAAUUCAGUAAUUCAGUUAAGUCCGGUCAAGACCAGCGGACACUUGUUGAAAUACAAUUUACAGAGAAACGUUUUGCCAAACUGCUCUGAGCUCUGCUAAUGUCUGUAGCGAGAUUUAGCUAACAAGGCUAACAAAACUUUCUCCAACGCCGGCGCUAAAAUCUGUUAGCACAGGUUGCUUCUGAUACGUGUCUGUUAGAUGUUGACCGACGCAGAGUGUCCACAAGUUGGUAAAGUGCGUUGGUCAAAUUUGUUGAGAUGGCACUGACAGCAGCUUAGCUGACUUAGCUAGCUGCAGCUGUUGCUGAGCUCUCCGUUCACCUCCAGCGUUAUGUUAGCAAUGACAGCUAACGUUAUGUCAACGUUAGAUUCAAACAAGUGGUUCGCUGGAAGUAUGUCAAUAUGAAGUUAUACCGUGCCAUUAACUUCGUUUAAUCAACACGCCACUCUUCUAGAAAGUUAUUAAAGUUAUCCUGCAAGUACAGAUAAUUUGCAAAGGUUUUAUAUGCCCCGCUAUCCAGUGAUAAGAAGCCAACUUUUAUUAACGGGAGCUUUAACGUUAGCUUAGCUGCGUUAGCUACUAUCUGGGCUUACAGUGACACACUCAGCUCUGAAACUGCAGCCAGCCGAGUUCACUCUGAAUUAACUUUGGUCAGGCGGUAAUGUGUGCUGUGCUUUUGAAACUCUGAUGGGUUCGCCGCAGAGCUCACUGAGAGACGCUGAAAAAUAGACUCCCGGGCACCGUCUUCCACUUUUGUUCCGAGUAGCUGAAGUUGACAAACUGCGGCCCGCACCAUGUCCGGCUCCCCGGGCACAGGUGGCUCAAACCCCAGGAAGUUCAGCGAAAAGAUCGCGCUGCACAACCAGAAGCAAGCAGAGGAGACGCGGGCCUUUGAACAGCUGAUGACAGACCUCACAGUUUCAAGGGUCCAGUUUCAGAAAAUCCAGCAGCUCCGCUUGUCUCAGCCACGGGUGCCGUACUAUGGAGGCUCUCUGCCCAACGUCAAUCAGAUCGGCAACACCAACGCUGAAUUUCAGGGUGGCUUCCCUUCGGGAUUGGACUCGGUCCGAGGGACCCGCCACCACGGGCUGGUCGAGAGGGUCCAUAGGGACCGCAGCCGGAUCAACUCUCCCCAUCGCCGACCCAUUGACAAGCACGGACGACAGAUAGAGAGCUCUCCAUACGGAGCAGUGUACCUGUCCCCACCUCCAGACAAUAACUGGAGAAGGGAACAGCAGCCAUGGACUGAGGAAAAACGGCCUGGGUUUAGAUUAAUAUCACAACUCAACAGAACCAAUUCAGACUCUGCUCUCCAUACGAGCGCUAUGAACCCAAACCCUCAGGACCCCUUUGGCAUGAACCAGCAGAUGGGUCGAGGUCCCCCGCAGCGUAAUGCUAGCGUAAACGAGGCAGAGAUGGACGGCUCUGGAGACAUCUUCUCCUUCCCCACCCUGCCCAACGAGGAGAGUCUAAUAGGUGUCAGUAAGCCCCUUCCCAAGCAGCUGUGGGAGGCCAAGAAGGUCCAGUCUCUGGCGUCGCGGCCUAAAUCCUGUGAAGUGCCUGGAAUCAAUAUAUUCCCGUCUCCGGAGCAGAACCCUGGUCUCUCCCACUACCAGGGCUCAUUAAAUACCGGCGGCUCCCUGCCCGACCUCAGCAACCUGCACUUCCCCUCCCCGCUCUCCACCCCGCUGGACCCUGAGGACAAUGGAGGGUAUCCCAACCUCAGUGGAGGCAGCAGCACCGGAAAUCUGCCGGCCGCCAUGAUGCACUUAGGCAUCAGCAACUCACAGGGACUCUCCUCCUCUCUGAGCAACCCCUCAAUUCAGGCGUCCCUCAACAACUGCCAGCUGCAGUCGUCUCUCAGCAAUCCCUCCAUCAACUCGUCCCUGCGUCUGUCAGGCAACUCCCCCCGGCGACGGCCCGCUCCCAUCAGCCCCCUCACCCUGUCUCCAGGUGCCGAGCAGCGUAGGGGUCUGGCCAAGCAGCUGUCUCCCACCAUGUCCCCCUCACUGUCCCCCAUCACACAGGGAGUUGCUUUGGACACCAGCAACAUGCCAAGGGAGCCGCCCCCGCCCUACCCACUCUACCAACAGUCCCAGCAUGCAGUGGACCAGAGCCGACAACGCCAGCAGCAACACCAGCAACAGCAGCAGCAGCAGUCGCAGCAACAGCAGCAGCAGCAGCAGCAGCAGCAGCAGCAGCAGCAGCCUGUUUCCCCUCUGCAGAGCAUCCCACUGGACUUCAACACAAGCCAACACAACAAUAUGGCGGCACUCUUCGACCCCUUCAUGGAGCCCCAGUUCUCCAAUCGCCAGAGCAAGACCCUCCCCUAUCAGUUGGACCAGUUCAGCCUGUUGGAAAACGCCAUGAGCUCCACAGCAGGGGGUUCUUGCUUCGACCCUUCCUCCUCGCUCUACUACUCCCAGGCUGCGCUCUCAGGGCUGGGCGGCAGCCACGGCAGCCUGCAGGACCCCAUGCACAUGAGGUCCAACAUGUUGUACUCAAACUGCAGCGGAGGACUGCCCAACAUCAUACUCACUGAUGACUCCAACCCCAGCAUGUCAAAGGACAUAAGCAGUGCACUCUCUACGGUGCCUGAAUGUUUUGACUCAGAGGGAGGCUUCCCGUUGGAGGAUGAGCUGCGCAUCGAGCCCCUCAGCCUGGACGGUCUGAGCAUGCUCAGUGAUCCCGACAUGGUGCUACCGGACCCAUCUGUGGAGGAUACUUUUCGCAGUGACAGACUCUGAACAUAAAGAGCAUCACAGGUUUCAAGAAAGAACACGCACACGCACACACACACACACACACACACACACACACACACACACACACACACACACACACAGAUUUGCAGUGUAUAGAGUGUACAAAUCUGAAUAUGCAUGCUAACAGUCUCUGUAGGGCCACUGUGCAUGCAUCCACUGCCACUAAGAUUCAUUAAAUGUGAAAGACAUGAACACCAUGCACACUUUUUAAAGAGACUUGUGAACAAACACUGUUUACACCUGCUUCAUGCAAAGUUACCCUCACACACGCUCGAGCUCGUUUUUCCUCACUGGUUAUUUUAGACGAGGCGAGGCGACACAGUUUAGGGUCUAACAUCAGCACCGGGAGCACACGCAGGUCCAGCUCUGAGACUCUGCGUCCCCCCCCCCCCCCCCCCCCCGGAACCAAAAACAGUUGGACAAACACGUGAGACGAUACUGCGAGGAGCCGAGGUCCUCCCGCUUCCUUUCUCUCAUCACCAGCUCACAGCCCCCCCACCCCCGAAGCCAUGGCAACUUCAUCGCCAUGGUUACACACCAUAGCAACCCCAUCGCAGUGCUGAAAAGCAGCAGAGAUGCCAACACACAAUUUACUUUUCUUACAGCUUACAGUAUGUAGAGUGAAUGGGCCCAGCUCAGCACCAGCACAGAGCUGUGCUGCAGUUACUGCUCACAGCUGGUUAAACAUCUGGCAGCCCAGUUUCCUUCAGGUGAAGUAAAAUCCAGCUGUGCCGUGGUUGCUUUAGGCUCUCAAACAAUCCUGGUAGAAAUGAAGACUAAGAGGAAUAUGAGCUUUGAAAUGUAUUUCUUUGAUAUCAGACUAUUUUUAAAAUGUUUGCCACAGAUUUAUAAAUAUAAAUAUACGUAUAUAUACAAGCCUCAAUUUCAGUCUGAUUAGAAUGUUUUUUCAAAGUAGAGACAAAAAGGGCAAACUGUUUACAAAGAUGAGAUUUUAAUAAGUAAAUAUUACUAAAGAGUAUAGAUUUUUUUUGAAUUUCUAAUUAAGAAAUAAAAUUCUAAGAUGUAUUAAAAAAACAAAGGCUAUAUUUUUCCGUGCGAUGUGGACGGACGUCUCCCUUCUCCCCUGUCACAGACGAGUCGGCUGUGAUUUCCUCUGGCAGAACUUUGACAGCACUGGGACAGAGUCAGAAUCCACUUCAAGAAAGGAACUUCACAUUUUGACAUGUUUUUGUUUAAAAAAAAAAAAAAAAAAAAACUUCUCUGUACAUUCAUUGAAUAUGUUUUAUUUUACAUUUUGUA
Messenger RNA from Toxotes jaculatrix (banded archerfish), 4377 nucleotides. RefSeq names its product CREB regulated transcription coactivator 3 (gene crtc3). The record is from RefSeq and is a predicted model, not a curated record. Gene Ontology annotation, biological process: positive regulation of transcription by RNA polymerase II; protein homotetramerization. NCBI's taxonomy places the organism in Eukaryota, Metazoa, Chordata, Actinopteri, Toxotidae. Bases 1147 to 3099 code for a protein of 650 amino acids. Gene Ontology annotation, cellular component: cytoplasm; nucleus. The transcript is spliced from 15 exons. Gene Ontology annotation, molecular function: cAMP response element binding protein binding.